ACCCAAAGGAGAAGCGCGCGAAGGUAGUGAAGGGAUCAUUUCUUGUUGUUCCGCGGCGAAUACCGCCAUGACUGCUGCAACAGCAAGCAUCAAUUCAAACCUCACCCCUCCAUCGUCUUCUUCGUAUCCCGAUGAUUUGUUUUCUCAAUUCGCCUUUCGAGGUAGUUCUCGUUCCAGAUGCCCCUCCAAAUCAUCUCAACAAAACCCUACGUCCCAGGAUUUUACCCAAAACACGACGAUUCUCAUACCCCAACACUCUCCAAUUGCAACUCGUGAGGAUCUCCAAGCUUCAGAACCCAAGAAUCAUCAGAACAAAUCCUUAUCCCGCGAGAUUCCGAUUUGCCCUUUUCAGGAGAUUCCGAUAUCAUCCCCAUCUUCUGAUGUGUACGAGCCUCCUAUAUUAACACUAGAGGAUCUUCAGAAUGCAAAACCAGCCCUUCAACCGCCAAAAAAGCCUCCACUAGCUCGUAGGAUCUUAAAUUUUUACCGAGAGUUCGGAUUUGAUCAAAAAAUAGCGCAACCAACUUCGCAUUCUGUCCUAAAUUCAGAACCAGUUCAAGAAGGGGCCCGUAUGGCUUCGCGUUAUUUCCAAAACUCAAAAUCAACCCAACAAGGAGAACGAUUUGUCUCACGAUACUUUCAGAAAUCGGUGAAGAAACGAGUAGCACAUAAUGAGGAUGAGGAUGAGGAUGUCAAUCUCACAGAGCAGCCAAGUAAAAGAUCAAGCAAAAGGAGGAGGAAAGACGUAGACCCCAGCUCCGAUAACUCAAAAACAAAUCAACAUUCAAUGGGAAAAGCUUCACGCUCUAUUCAGAAGUCAGGAACAGAUAAACGAGUGCGGAUUGUUUCGCGCUAUUUCCAAAAUUCAGAAAAGAAUAUUGAAGUGGAUCGAGAGGCUACGAAGCAGAUAAAUCAGCGUGCCAAAUCUGGGAAAAGGGUCCGUAAACCAGUCAAUGAAAGGAAACAAAGGGAUAAAACAAGUUCUUCGAAACCUCGGACAACUCUUACUGCUGCAGAGUUGUCUUUGGAAGCUUAUAGAAGGAAAUCGUCAGACGAUACAUGGAAGCCUCCUCCCUCUGGAAUUCGCCUUCUCCAACAGGAUCAUGCGUACGACCCUUGGCGGGUUCUAGUCAUAUGUAUGCUCCUUAACCGGACAUCUGGGCAACAGGCAAAAGAAGUGAUACCUAAACUCUUUAAGUUGUGUCCCAAUCCAAAGGCUACUUUGGACGUAUCACAAGAGCAGAUAGAAGAUAUCAUUCGACCUCUUGGUUUACAAAGAAAAAGAUCACGAACAAUGCAACUUUUAUCUGAGAUGUAUUUAAAAGAAACUUGGAGCCAUGUCACCCAGCUUCCUGGUGUUGGCAAGUAUGGAGCUGAUGCACAUGCGAUAUUCUGCACCGGAUAUUGGAAUGAAGUAGAUCCUAAAGAUCACAUGCUUAAUUAUUACUGGGAGUUUCUCCACAGCAUCAGACACCUGCUCUGAUCUUUUGUGACCGUAGAUGGUUUCGUUCGUACGGGAGCGGAAGUUGUGAAUUUCAGGGAGUACUUCCCCGUCCUACAUAUAUUUUGGAACGUUCUGACAGUAAGAAAUUCUUUUGGGCUAUCGGUUUUGUAAAUGUUGUUUUAUUUUGUUGGGUUGGGACUUGGGAGGUUGGUUGGGAACUAUUUAAACUUGUAUCGAUAACAUAUAUACUAGGAAGGGAAGAAAUGGAAAUUCUCCUCCAAUAGCUAGUUAGGUUAAGACUGUAGCUGAAGCUGUGUACUGUUCGUGGGGGAGCAGCAGGGGAUUAUGUUACGUCUUGGCUAAUCACCAUGGGUAAGCUUACCCUUGACUAAGUAUUUUGUAACAUGACUAUAUGGCUGUAACCUCACUUUUUAAUCAACCAGUUUAUGCAUAUGAUGCACGUGGUUCGAAGUUCAA
This is a messenger RNA of Benincasa hispida (wax gourd), 1921 nucleotides long. RefSeq names its product DNA glycosylase superfamily protein. Gene Ontology annotation, cellular component: nucleus. Gene Ontology annotation, molecular function: DNA binding; catalytic activity. NCBI's taxonomy places the organism in Eukaryota, Viridiplantae, Streptophyta, Magnoliopsida, Cucurbitales, Cucurbitaceae. The record is from RefSeq and is a predicted model, not a curated record. Gene Ontology annotation, biological process: base-excision repair.